AGGGCGCUGCCUUCCCGAACAGUUGGUGCCUUGUGCUGGAUUUGGAUCUCGACCUCGGCUUGGAAGUCAAUUCAGGAGGUUCAACCUUCUCCCACUCACUACAUAUCUCGUGCCAGCACGCUUGGUUUUCUGGACAAUCUAUGCUGAGCAGACCCGUUUGAUUGUUGGCGGGGAGCCUCACGCAUACCCGCAAUGGACGUUUUCUCCACAAGUGUUCGUCGUUCCGCUUUCGAUAAGCUCGCAGCGCUUGCUGUGAAGUCUCCAGAGUACGAUGGAGAAGAGGACAUCAAUCGAUUGUUGAAGCCAUACCAGCGCCAUGCGCCCCGAGCUGAGGUUAUUGACGGCCCUCUUAAAGACCAUGCCGCGACGUCGCGGACGCCAAUGAGCAUUCGAGAACUAGACAUCCUUCUGGCUGUCUGUAAAGCCUCUCCUUCCGUUUCAAAUGUCACCCACGCAGAACGACUGGUUUCGCAGCUAUCCAAAUACCUCCCCGAAUCGCAUGUCCAGCUCUUUCGCCCUUCGCCAUUCCUGCACGGAAUCAAGCCGUCUCCAUGGGAGACCUUGACGCAGCAACUGACGACGGCCCUCCUGAUUCUGGGUCUGAACUACCCGACCCUGAGGAACACCGUGGAGAACAGUGUGUAUAGUUAUAUUGAUCAGUGUUCUCGAGCUGUGAAUGCUUUGGUGCCACUAUCGAAGCAGGCUGCCCCGGUCGAUGACCGGGAAUUCCUACGCGAGUAUGCAGAUAUAAUGUCAAUUGCCGUCUCUUUGGUGGGAUUUCUGGACGCAUCAGCGACUUAUUCUCAUUUCUGGUCAGCCGCCGGCAAGUUGGAACUGGUCCGAUGCGUGCGAGACAUAUUUUCGGAGGGAUUCAUGGUCGCAGUUGAAGCUGCUUCAUCUUCCUUGCGUAAUUCAAUCACGCCAGCCCGGGGAUUGCGAGACUGGAGACGAUAUGCUCGCCGUUAUGCGGCACACAAUCGGCCCUUGGGUUCCAUGCUCCUGCAGCAGAGUCUGAUGCGGUUUAUCAAAGAUUGUGCAGCGUCGGUCAUGAUUAAUGAGCAUAGCCUUACCGAUGAUAAACUUCUAGACAAGUAUCUCGGAGAAGCCAGCGUUACGGGCAAGCCAGAUGGUGCUGAGCAUGCUCUGUUUGAGUACCUGGCUGACGCCAUUAUGGAAGAGAUUCGUCUUCUUGAUGAUGGGUCUGACUAUCUGAAGCUCAGUUCAGCCUGGCAACAACACCUGGCCUUCUCGGUCAAAGCUCAUGCAAUUGUUGGCUUCCUCAGUUGCGUAAUCGGCGACGAGGGACUGGUAGACACAGACACACUCUUCCCUUGGCUAGAAGAUGCCCUGGCAGAUCCGAAUCAGAUGGGCAACCUCCAGUUGGCUACGGCGACCCUGAUGAGCAUAGCAAUACUUGCAAAAUACUUCCCGUCUACUGCAUCCAACUCUAGCCGCUUGCUUGUCCGGUUUAUCGUUCAGGGCGGCGCUACUGGCCCUACUGUUGACGUGGCUGCAAAGUGCCUUGCCCAGACUCUCAGUCUCAUGUCUCAAGACGCUGUUAUCACAACCCUAUACUCUUUGGGUAACGUACUGAGUGCGGGACCGAACAGUGACAAGGGAUACCAGAUUCCGUCGACAUCUGGCGGAGAAACCGGGAACCAGGGGACUAACUUUUCUUUCCUCCAGCCGGCGGACGGCAGUCACAUCUCUCUUUCCUUCCAAGGCGGAGAGGAAAGUACACUGGCACAGCGAAAUGUCACACAUGCUAUUGUGAAGGUCGCUGCUAACUGCGGGGAUGAGAAGAUCUCUGCGUUGGCUCAAUCAAUGCUUUUGCAAAAGAUUGGGAAGACCAGCAUGGUGAUUGAUGCUUCAAUAAUCGAGGAGACUUCAGUAUUGGCUCUCACCAGCGGCCAAACUGAAUUCCAACUUCUCCUUAAAUUCUAUACCCGUCUCUACCGUGAAGGAUACUCCAAGGGCCAGAACAUUAUCAUGGACGCCGUUCAAAAUGCUAGGGCUUAUCUAUCUGUGAAUCUCGAUCCAACCUCUACGCUUUACCGCGCCUAUCUGACCCACUUGCUCGAAAACAUCAUAAAUAAAGGUGACAGUACUGACCUGGAGCACGAUCGACAGAAGGAUGUCGUACUGUCAGUGGAUGAAGUUAAACCUUUCAUAAAACCACUCGCUUUACUGGUUGCUUUUGACGAUGGCUCGAGAAACCUGCCUGAUAUCCAGGAUCUAGACGAGGACAUUCAGUCCAUGUUCCGCGAUGCGUGGUUCAAUAUUGCCGUUCAUGGGAUAUCGAUCAGUUCGAAAGUCGGACAGAGCUGCCUCUCUGAGCUUCGGGCCCUAGCCGAGCGCUCCCCUCCCUUGGUUUCCCAAGAGCGUGCGGGAGUGCUAGAGAGCGAUGUAGAACUGAACCCUGUUCUUCGCAGGGGCAUGUGUCCUUACCAGAUUGCGGAGCAGAAAAGGCUGCUUACCAGUGAGCUCCCUGGUCGGGAGACAGAAAUCAAAAAAUUGAGUUACCCGAAGGCGGUUUUCCUGAACGCUACCUUGUUGAUUGAAACUUUGCGGGCGUCUUCUGGCGAGUGCACUAAGAUCUUUAACUAUUUCCUCGAUCCAGCUGUGAAUACGUCCGAAAUGGGCACUUGCAUGAAGGCUGUCGCGGACAAGAUCGUAUCAAUGUAUCUCAACAAGAGCCUGUGGGGCCGACAUGAGAACUUCUCAGCCCAAUGUCUGUCAAAGCAAUUGGCAGAGAUAUUCAUUGCAUGCUGUCAUCGCAUAUCAAGAGUACAGGAUGUCGCACAUGCGUGCGCCGACAAGAUAAUCGCCGAGGCCCCAACUGCUUUAUGCGAGACACAUUCACUUUUCACGCUCCUUGAACUGCUGACAGUGAUGUGGUCGUCCUGUCUCGAAGGGGAAUUGGAUGAGUUCGGCUGGACGUCAACUUUUGUGUCCCCCAGAGGUACUGUGCGUAUUCAAUUGUCGGAUAACUAUGAGUUCAGGAAGGCUACGUUGCAUUCCUUCCACACCAAAGCUAGGCAAUGGGUCUCUGCUGUUAUGGACAUUGCCCCGCUUGAUGUCAAGGGUCUCCUUCAGACAUAUCUCUCCGAUUAUGAGGACGAUGGUGCUUACGGCCACAUAUCCUUGGGCAGAUCAUUUGCUCUGGAGAUGGGCUCGCUCAUCGCGCGCAGCGAUCAACGACUUGGCUCUAUCGACAGUCAUGGGGAACCCCUGGUCAAUGUGGCUUCUGAUUUCGUCGCCCAGUAUACUACCCGCCAGGAGUAUCGAUACAUGGAAGCUUCCCCUAAUGGGCGAGGUAUGGUAGGAUACGGGGAUCACGUACCAAACGGCGACGGCGUUGCAUUUGACUUGUCAGAAACAGUUAAUGAUGUUGAAGCCACAUUAUCUCAACUGUACGAGCGUACGUCUGUUGACCACGAAGUUUCCAUCGACGAGCUUCGAGAGGCACUGCGAAGGGCAGCAGCACUUCUGUGCAAUAGUAACGAUAGCCAACCAUCUAUCAUUCAUUUCUUGGUUGGAAUACCAUUCCAGAUCUUCAGCAAGGAAUCCAUAAAGCUAGGUGUCUCUCUGUGGCUCGGCGUCAUCCACGAAAAUCCGAGAACAGAGCCCAGGAUAUUGGCAGAAGUGGCCGAGGCGUGGGAGCGAACUAUUCGUCGCAAACAAGGAAUGUUUGAUCCUUCAUUCGACUACGUCGAUCCCUUUUUCACCCCGAUCGAACUCUUGCCCACCGAUAAGGCCCUCCUUCUCAAGAAGCAGAGGAAGGCCCGGAACAUCCUCUCCCCACACUUCCGUAUCCUCCAAUUCUUCGAUAGCCACUUUAACGCAACGCGACUUGGAAGCCCCAAUAUCCUGAUGAUCUUCUAUCGUUUGAUAAGCACCACCCUUGUAGGUUUGAAGGACACUCGUGGACACCCUCUGGCAAGAGAAGUUCACUUCCAGAUCGUCCUUCUCGGGCUGAAGGUAUUGAGGUUCUGCAAAGUAGAAAACCAAUACGCUCUGUGGAAAUUGAAGGACCAGAUUUUGUCUGCGGCGUUAAGCUGGUUCAAGCACUUCCCAAAGUGGUCUUUUGGGGGAAAUCGUUUGCAAAUGAAGGCCGAAGACAAGCUCAUGGGUGAUGUUGCGUCUCUUCUCGACAAUGUCGCUAGUAUAGGCUCUGUAUCGGGGUCAUUUAAAUCUACGAAGGCCAAGCAAGAUCUCGUUCAGAUCCUUAUUGAGAACGAAAGAUCCCGUCUGAGAGUUUGGCUCUUUCCCCUGUUGCAGGAACGCAAACAUUAUCUGCCGGGCUAUGGCGGUAAAAGCGGUUCGGAGGAUGUUACCUCUUUCUUGCGGCUGGCGUGGGCAGAGAGUCCGAGCUUAGCUGUCCAGUUGGUUUCUCGGUUCCCAUCUGCAAAACUGAGAAGCGAUGUUCGUUGGCUGCUCCUGAACUUCCCAGAGAAGGCUCUGGAGGAGCCUGCUAGUCUCGAGAUCAUGUUCGGUUCGGCCUUGCCUUCAGAUGUGUCGUUCCAGCUGAAGUACUUGCUGUAUUGGGCACCAGUGAAUCCCACCGAGGCCUUGACAUACUUUCUGCCCGCCUACGGAAACCAUCCGUUUAUUCUCCAGUAUGCCAUGAGAGCCUUGGAAAGCCAUUCGAUGGAUGUGAGAUUCUUUUUCGUUCCCCAGCUGGUGCAGGCGCUACGAUAUGAUGCCUUGGGAUACGUUGAACGGUAUAUCUUCGAGACCGCGAAGCUAUCCCAGUUGUUCGCCCAUCAGGUGAUAUGGAACAUGAAAGCGAACAUGUACAAGGAUGAAGAUUCCCAGAUCCCGGAUUCUGUCAAGCCAACGCUGGAUAGGUUUAUGGACAUGCUGGUAUCCAGUUUCACAAGCGAAGAGCGAGACUUCUACGAAAGAGAAUUCUCCUUUUUCAACGAAAUUACGGGUAUCUCUGGGAAGCUGCGACCCUACAUUAAGAGAAGCAAGCCAGAGAAAAAGCAGAAGAUCGAGGAAGAGCUACGGAAGGUCAAGGUGGAGGUUGGAGUCUACCUGCCCAGUAACCCGGAUGGUGUUGUCGUGGGCAUCGAUCGCAAGUCUGGCAAGCCUCUUCAGAGUCACGCGAAGGCACCGUAUAUGGCAACCUUCAGGAUCAGGAAGACCAAACCCAAGGUGGAUGGUGAUGGAGCCGGCGAUCCGGAAGUCGGCCUCCCUGAUGUACAAGACGACUCUGCUUCGGUCGUUUCAACACCGACUGAGCAAGGGUCCGAAACCUACGAUGUCUGGCAAUCGGCCAUCUUCAAGGUGGGAGAUGACUGCCGCCAAGAUGUGCUCGCUCUACAGAUGAUCGCCGCCUUCCGGAGCAUCUUCAACAAUGUCGGGCUCGACGUGUGGGUGUUUCCCUACCGAGUCACUGCGACGGCUCCUGGCUGUGGUGUUAUCGACGUGUUGCCCAACUCGAUCUCCCGAGACAUGCUGGGACGGGAGGCCGUCAACGGGCUGUACGACUAUUUCGUCUCGAAAUAUGGCGGCGAAGACUCGACUCGGUUCCAGGAAGCGCGCACCAACUUUGUCAAGAGUAUGGCGUCCUACUCGGUGAUUUCCUACCUGCUCCAGUUCAAGGACCGACACAACGGCAACAUCAUGAUCGAUGAUGCGGGACAUAUCAUCCACAUCGAUUUCGGGUUCUGUUUUGAUAUUGCGCCUGGCGGGGUUCGGUUCGAGCGGGCGCCCUUCAAGCUCACUCCGGAGAUGGUGGCCGUCAUGGGUGGCGGACAGCAUCACCAGCACGGGGCCGGCGUCAACGGCCAGAAUCCGACGAGUACGCAGCCGUACCAGUGGUUUGAAUCGCUCGUGAUCAAGGCAUUCCUGGCGUCGCGUCCGUACAGCAACAAGCUGGCGCAUAUUGUGUCGCUGAUGCUGGACAGCGGGUUGCCGUGUUUCAAGCCGGAGACGCUGAAGAACUUCCGGGACCGGUUCGUGCUGGAGAAGAGCGAGCGCGAGGCCGCCGACCACAUGCGCGAGCUUAUCAGGAAGAGUUAUGCAAGCAUCUCGACCAAGGGCUACGAUCAGUUCCAGCUGAUGACCAACGGCAUUCCCUACUGACGAGAGAGGCUUGCUCGAGUUUAGUCCCGAAGUGAGCGUCCAUCCAUAUUAUUAUCAUGAUAUAGGCUAAAUUUACGAGGACUAGAGAUUAUUGUCUUGAAUAGUAGGGUCUAUUAUUUGCUCGCAUCCAUAAGAUAAGGUCCACUGUCCCCCACGGGGUCCCGCACGAGAUGAUUGCAUUUAGCCGUAGUUCUGCUCUAAUUCUGCACAAUGACGAGAAGUUUGAGAAGACUGCAAGUGCCUUUGAUAACCACCGAGAUCGACGGUUCAGAUUGCCCGAGUGUGGUUACGCCGUUGCGGUCGUGUUGCAUUAGUUAGUUAGUAAUUCUCUCGGAAUCUCCCCAGGCGCAGGGACCAGGAAGGUGGUCAAGAAGAUCGAGAGAGAGGGAGAGAGAGAGAGAAUGGAGUAGUCUACUCCGUGGCCAUAUGAUUAUUAUAUUAU
Messenger RNA from Paecilomyces variotii, 6535 nucleotides. Its product is annotated as phosphatidylinositol 4-kinase. The coding region runs from base 193 to 6093 and encodes 1966 amino acids. Gene Ontology annotation, cellular component: plasma membrane; cytoplasm. NCBI's taxonomy places the organism in Eukaryota, Fungi, Ascomycota, Eurotiomycetes, Eurotiales, Thermoascaceae. The record is from RefSeq and is a predicted model, not a curated record. Gene Ontology annotation, biological process: phosphatidylinositol-mediated signaling; phosphatidylinositol phosphate biosynthetic process. The transcript has 11 exons. Gene Ontology annotation, molecular function: 1-phosphatidylinositol 4-kinase activity.